This is a messenger RNA of Dinoponera quadriceps, 2820 nucleotides long. RefSeq lists its product as uncharacterized. The record is from RefSeq and is a predicted model, not a curated record. NCBI's taxonomy places the organism in Eukaryota, Metazoa, Arthropoda, Insecta, Hymenoptera, Formicidae. The transcript has 7 exons. Bases 179 to 1300 code for a protein of 373 amino acids.
UUGCUUCGUGCCUUUGUCAGGUUCGGCAGGGAAUUUUAGGUUAAUUGAAUAGCGGCGAGCCCGGCGAGAGCGCGGUGCGUCGAGUGCCAUAAACAGUCGCGGUUCAACGAUCCCACGACGGUCACGAAGACCCGGCGGUAGGACGAGCAGUGGCGCGAUUAAAUGACAAGCAGUCAUCAUGACAACGCCCGUCAGUGAUAAGAAAGCGAGGGUGAUCGUUUUGGGAGGAUGUGGCUUCAUCGGCCGUAAUCUCGUGGAAUACCUGCUGGACAACGACCUGGUGUCGUACGUGAGAGUCGUGGACAAGGUGCCGCCGCAGACGGCGUGGCUCAAUGCGAAGCACCAGCGGAUCUUCGAGCACCCGUUGCUCGAGUUCCAGAGCGCUAACUUGAUUAACAUAGCGUCCUGCCAAAAUGCAUUCUCCUCCGACGAGCCUAUCGAUUAUGUGUUCAAUUGCGCCGGUGAGACUAAAAGCGGCCUCACAGACCCAGUGUAUAAAGAAGGUAUCUACAAACUGAGCCUAAACUGUGCCCAACAAGCAGCCAAAAUCAAAGUCACUCGUUAUGUCGAGAUAUCGUCCGGCAAUCUUAAUAUUUCGGAAAAGGCCCCUUAUAAGGAAGAGGAUAGUGGUGAACCCUGGACGUUUGUCGCCAAGUAUAAGUUACAAGUGGAGCACGAGUUGAAGAACAUCCCAGAUCUGAAGUAUACUAUACUUAGACCGGCCAUUGUGUACGGUUAUGGUGACAGAAACGGUUUAGCACCGAGAUUAGUGGUAGGUGCGGUUUACAAGCAUUUAGGGGAAAUGAUGAAACUACUCUGGGGACCGGAUCUUCAUAUGAAUACGGUUCACGUGAGAGACGUCGCUAGAGCUAUCUGGCACGUGGCGAAUCGGCCGGAAACAAUAGGCCAAACGUAUAAUCUCGUCGACGAGGGAGACUCCACUCAAGGUUCCAUCAGUGCCAUAGUCUCGGAGUUGUUCAACAUCAAUCAUGAUUAUUGGGGUACUGCACUGUCUACACUCGCUAAGGCCGACAUGAGUCACGUAGUCGAAGAAGUGAACGAUAAACACAUGGGCCCUUGGGCGGAAGCUUGCAACAAGGACGGAGUAGUGAACAGCCCUCUGUCCCCAUACAUAGAUCAAGAACUUCUGUACAACAAGCACUUGUACUUACAGCCCGGUAAGCUGACCGAGACCACUGGAUUUACGUAUCAGUACCCUAAACUGACGAAAGACGCUCUCACAGAGGUACUCAACGAUUAUGUGAGCAUGAAAAUCUUCCCACAUUCCUUGGUUCUGUGAAUUUUAGCAAUACGCCGACUGCCGAGUUCGUAUAUCAAGAAGCUUUCGACGAUUUUGUAUAAAUAUUAGACGCGUAUACACACACACAUAUACAUAUAUUGUGUAUACAUAUACAUACACGUUUAUACGCGCAUGUGUAUACGUACGUGUGUAUGAAAGUGUUUCACCUUGUGCCUAGGGAUAUAUAUAUAUAUAAGUUAUACAUUAUAUAUAUAAUAUAUAUAAGUUAUAUACACACUCUAUAUAUUAUAUGUUAUACAAUCUUUAAUCUCGGUGUUUUACACGCCGAUAAUCAACGCUAAAUGAGUUUAUAUAUACAUACACACACCCACACACACGGACAGACAUAGGGAGGCAUAUUUGUAUAUUAAAACGGGAUACGAAGAUUUCAUAGACGGGCCUAUUGCCAAUGUGAUAAAAUAGCAAUUAACGUACUUAAUUUUAUCGUAGCUUCCCGCGAAGUAUAACGGGACUGUUUUGCAUCCUGACGGUUGCUAGUCAGACAUUGACGUUUGAGAUUCAGAAACAACGUUGAGGUCUUUGUGCACGAAGAUAAAUUAUAUUGAAGUCGCCUAUGUAAACUAUGUAAGACGUAAUGUAUAAAUCGAUUUGGACGAAUGUUUUACGACGAUUACUUGUUUAGCCGAGAAAAGACGCUUUUUUUAUAUACAAUCUUGUCAAGACUGUGGACUGUACCAGCAAAGUUGUUGAAAACCCGUUAUGUACACCUGUUAUGUAUAUAUAUAUACAUAUAUAUACACACACAUACACACACACACACAUAGAAGGAAUCACCUCCUCUAUAUCAUCUGUUGCAUUCCAACAUGUAUCUUCCACGAACUGUGAGUCAAGUUGAGAGAAAUCUUUCUAUUCCAGUAGGAAAAAAAGCGAUGCUGUUGCUGUAACACGUUACACGAUAACUCGAAUGCGUAGGGUCUAUAAGAAGGAUUGUAUUAAAUCAAGUACAAACGCUGUUAGAGGGGUGGGGCCUACGAGAUGUUACGUUAGACGAUAUUAUUCCUCAUCGAUGUGAAAACGAUCAAACCGGACUUACACACGAUUUAUGCAUAGUAUGCAUAAAUUUAAUGUGUAAAAAAAGAAAGAAGAAAAAUUACAAGCCCGUAUGCAGUCAUAUGAAGAUAUUAGUAAUAUUUAAUAUUACACUUUCGAUUCCACUGUUGUGUCAACGUCUUUAUAGAGAGGUUCUUUGAUAAUAAAGUUGCUCCAUUUAUUGAAAGAAUACUGUAUUCACUCGUUAUGAUCCUGCAGCAGGUAAGACUCGCCGCGCGCGGGGGGGAGGAGGGGGUCGUUCUUCGUGGUAAACACAAGAUCGCAUUUGUUUGUACACUGUCUUAAUUUUAUUCAAUCAUCGAUUACAACAAGACGACAUGUGUUCAAGAAGGGUCAACAAUAUUAUUAAAUAUUUCGUGUAUCAUUCUUUAGUUUUAAUACUUUAAACAAUAAGAUUAUAAUUUUAUGUAGAUCAUUAUACGUAAUAUAUUAAAAUAUAUACUUUUUAA